This is a messenger RNA of Penicillium hordei, 300 nucleotides long. RefSeq lists its product as uncharacterized. The coding region runs from base 1 to 300 and encodes 99 amino acids. The transcript is spliced from 2 exons. The record is from RefSeq and is a predicted model, not a curated record. Lineage: Eukaryota; Fungi; Ascomycota; Eurotiomycetes; Eurotiales; Aspergillaceae.
AUGGCAACACCCGUGCCUACAGUAGUGUGCAGAAACCCCAGCGUCAUCCGGACCGGCCUUCCGCCGCGCCCAUCCGGCGCAUCAACCUUGCAGUGGCAGCGGAGCCUGUUCCAAGUAUUUGGAUACUCGCAUUACCGCGGCAGGGAUAGACCCUGCCCUGCAGCGGGGACCGAGCAGCCCACACCUCAAGAGACAGUCGGCCCAUCUCUGCAGGAACUUAAUCCUGCAUUCGCGUCUGCAAGACCAGAGGAGACCUUUUCCUUCCUCCGUCCCUGUCUCCGGCAGGGCAUUGUUUUGUAG